UUCCGCCCGCGUGUCACGUGACCGCGGCGCCUACUUGAGCAGAGGAGCCGCCGCGUCCGGUCGCCGAGUCCCCUCGCCAGGUUCCCUUCGUCGUCGCCAAGAUGAUGUGCGGGGCGCCCUCCGUCGUGCAGCCGGCCACCGCCGAGACCCAGGACAUCGCCGACCAGGUGAGGUCCCAGCUUGAAGAGAAAGAAAACAAGAAGUUCCCUGUAUUUAAGGCCGUGUCGUUCAAGAGCCAGGUGGUCGCGGGCACAAACUACUUCAUCAAGGUGCACGUUGGCGACGAGGACUUCAUACACCUGCGAGUGUUCAAAUCUCUCCCUCACGAAAACAAGCCCUUGACCUUGUCUAACUACCAGACCAACAAAGCCAAGCACGACGAGCUGAGCUAUUUCUGAUCCUGACUUUGGACAGGACCCUUCAGCCAGAAGACUGAGAAUUAAAGUGAUCCUCCGUGGACCAGAGCAUGCACUUGUGAUCCUGAAAUAAGCUUCGUCUCCGGGCUGUGCCCUCAGGGUGGAAGGGGCGGGAUUCAGCAGCUGCCCUUGCAUUUCUCUUCCUAAAUUUCAUUGUUGAUUUCUUUCCUUCCCAAUCAGUGAUCUUAAUUACUUUCAAAAUAUUUUCAAAAUAGAUGUAUUUUUAAAAUCCUUA
Messenger RNA from Piliocolobus tephrosceles (Ugandan red Colobus), 651 nucleotides. RefSeq names its product cystatin B (gene CSTB). The coding region runs from base 102 to 398 and encodes 98 amino acids. Lineage: Eukaryota; Metazoa; Chordata; Mammalia; Primates; Cercopithecidae. Gene Ontology annotation, cellular component: cytosol. The transcript has 3 exons. The record is from RefSeq and is a predicted model, not a curated record. Gene Ontology annotation, molecular function: cysteine-type endopeptidase inhibitor activity.